AUGGCAGCGGAUGAUGACUACUAUGCAUUUGACAACGAAUCAUUGCUGCGGUCUCGCACCAGCAACAAUUCGAAAGUACAGAGAGGAGACUCGCUAGUAAGACGUGACAGAAAUGAUUUCACAGACCCGUCCAAUCCUCAUCACUAUUAUGCUCAAAAGACCCAAGAACAGCGCCGGAAUGGACAGGUCCGUGUCCAGGAGUCCAUUCCUUUAGCAGAUCUUAAUUUGAAUCGCCACAAAAGCACUCCUUCAAGAUCAAAAAGAUCAGAUCUUUCGUUUUGGAAAGUUUACUGCUAUGUCAUCACAUUUUGGGUUCCUGCACCACUCUUGUCGCUUUUUGGUAUGGACAAGAAAGAGCGUCAGUUUGCUUGGAGAGAAAAAAUGGCCCUGCUUUCGGUCAUCAUUUAUGCCGGUACAUUUGUCGCGUAUCUGACUUUCGGUUUCACGAAGACCGUUUGCAGCAGCCAAGUGCUCCGUUUACGAAACAAUGAGGUUUCAGCCAGUUACUUGAUUAUCAAUGGUAAAUCUUAUGGGCUCGAUCAUUCAUCUCAUCCAGCAGCCGCGGGUAUUGAUGCUGGCACCAACGUUUUGUGGCCGCCUAUAAACGCAGGAGGGAUGGACGCUUCGUUUUUAUUUCAAAACGUGAACGGUAAUUGCAAGGGUAUCAUCAAACCUAAGAGUAAUUGUACUAUUCCUCAUGAUGACGACGGAAAUCUUGCAUGGUAUUUUCCCUGUAAGGUAGUUGCACAAGAUGGCUCAACGAAACCUAAUUUCACCAAAAGUGAAUAUUAUGAUGGUUGGGCUUGCCACACCUCGCAAAGUGCGCGUGAUGCUUUCUAUUCGCUUGACGUCGCUGCAGACGUAUACUUUACCUGGGGUGAUAUUCAAAACUCCACUAGAAAUUUAGUUGUUUACAACGGGCAUGUGCUUGACUUGGACCUUUUGAACUGGCUGCAAACCACUGAUUUAGAUUACCCACCAUUGUUUGACCAGCUAAGGGACUCCAAGCUUCAGGGCUAUGAUAUCUCAUUGGUGUUGUCGGAUUCAUUUGAAAGAAAAGUUGCCAGAUGCUUGUCCGAAACUAUCCGGGUUGGCGAAAUUGAUUCUUCUACCAUCGGUUGUUUGGCCUCUCAAGUGGUACUGUAUAUAUCUCUCGUGUUCAUCCUAGCAGUGGUUCUCCUCAAAUUUCUCAUUUCAUGCUACUAUAGAUGGGUCGUUGCGAGGCGGCAGGGUGCUUCUACCGUCAGCAACAAGAGUUUGAAUCAACACGCACAGGAUAUUGAAGAUUGGUCAGAGAAUAUUAAUGCUAGAGGGCCAAUCAAAAAUUUUGAACCCUCUAAUAGACCAAAAGGACACCGUAGAAUGUCUACACUUGACCUUAUCAAGCGUAAUUCUAUGAUGCUCCUCAAUGACAAUUCCGAUUCAGGAGACAAGUUCCGCGGUAUGACCACCAUGACUACUCAGUCGUACCUGAAAUCCAACAAUCCCCACUCGGAUCAAUCUGGUGCUCCUUUCCAAUCGCCUUUCACCAACGACCUGACCUCUCCAGUUAACAACCUGGAUACAUUGGAUGCAACUAUUAUUCACCCUGAUGCCGUUGCUCAACCUCCGGUAGAUUUUAUGCCUAAUGGUUUCCCGCUAAUCCACACUAUUUGUUUUGUCACCUGCUACUCUGAAGAUGAGAGCGGCCUUAGAACAACUUUGGACUCUCUCUCUACAACGGACUACCCUAAUUCGAAUAAACUACUGAUGGUCGUUUGCGAUGGUAUGGUCAAAGGCUCUGGAACUGACCUAACUACUCCAGAAAUUGCACUCAGUAUGGUUGAAGAUUUUGUCAUUCCCCCCGCAGAGGUUGAACCUCAUUCAUAUGUCGCCGUUGCAUCUGGGUCUAAGAGACACAACAUGGCUAAAGUUUAUAGCGGCUUCUACAAAUAUGAUGAUGCUACUAUAGAACCUGAUCUUCAGCAAAGAGUUCCUAUGAUUGUAAUUGUUAAGUGUGGUACCCCAGAUGAGCAGGGAUCGGUUAAACCCGGAAAUAGAGGUAAGCGUGACUCUCAGGUUUUACUGAUGUCCUUUCUUCAAAGGCUUACGUUUGAAGAAAGAAUGACUGUGUUCGAAUAUCACCUGCUAAAAAGCAUUUGGCAAAUAACAGGUCUGAUGGCCGACUUUUAUGAGCUAGUUCUGAUGGUCGACGCUGACACGAAGGUUUUCCCGGAUUCUCUAACGCAUAUGGCGGCAGAAAUGGUGAAAGACCCUGAGAUAAUGGGACUAUGUGGUGAAACCAAAAUUGCCAACAAAAGAGACUCAUGGGUAUCGUGGAUUCAAGUUUUCGAGUAUUACAUCUCCCAUCAUCAGGCCAAAGCUUUUGAAACUGUCUUUGGAAGUGUGACAUGUUUGCCAGGAUGUUUCUCAAUUUACAGGAUUAAGGCCCCAAAAGGUGCUGAUGGCUAUUGGGUGCCCAUUCUAUCAAAUCCAGAUAUUGUUGAAAGGUACUCUGAUAAUGAUACUCAGACGCUACAUAAAAAGAAUUUGCUAUUGUUGGGUGAAGACAGAUUUUUGUCCUCACUGAUGUUGAAAACGUUUCCCAAGCGUAAACAAAUCUUCUUAUCCAAAGCUGCAUGCAAAACUGUCGUUCCUAAUCAGUUUAAGGUUCUCUUAUCACAAAGGAGAAGAUGGAUCAAUUCGACAGUUCAUAAUUUGAUGGAACUUGUUCUGAUCAAGGAUUUAUGUGGUAGCUUCUGUUUUUCUAUGCAGUUCGUCAUUGGUAUGGAAUUGAUCGGUACUUUGGUCUUGCCCUUGGCCAUUUGUUUUACCAUAUAUGUGAUUAUUUUUGCAAUCGUCUCACAUCCUACUCCGAUUAUCACAUUAGUAUUGCUUGGUGUGAUCUUAGGUCUCCCAGGUCUUUUGAUCGUGGUCACGGCCACAAGGUGGUCAUACUUGCUCUGGAUGGUCAUCUAUAUCAUCGCUUUGCCAAUAUGGAACUUCGUAUUGCCGGUUUAUGCAUUUUGGAAAUUUGACGACUUCAGUUGGGGUGAUACCAGAACUAUUGCCGGUGAAAAUAAGAAAGCUCAUGACGAAGAAGUAGGAGAAUUUGAUCACUCGAAAAUCAGAAUGAGAACUUGGAGGGAGUUCGAAAGGGAAGAGAGGUUGAAGUCAAAAGACCAAGGCCAAGGCCAACAUUCAAGGCUCGGUUCGAUUUUGAACUUGGAUCUGAUGCCGUAA
This is a messenger RNA of Lachancea dasiensis, 3222 nucleotides long. NCBI's taxonomy places the organism in Eukaryota, Fungi, Ascomycota, Saccharomycetes, Saccharomycetales, Saccharomycetaceae. The record is from the annotation of a GenBank genome assembly.